GCGACCCACUAUCUCCAAAUCAUGUGCAAAGGCUUUGGCGUUUGGAGAAGUUAGAUAAACGCCUUUUGAAGUGGUCACUCGGUCGGCAUUGAAAAUGUGCAAGUUUGCUUUACUCUGGUUGUUUUUGGUAGCUUUGGUUACUUUUGUGAGAAGUGACACCCCGGCUAAUUGUACUUUUGAAAGUAUACGAGGUGCCUGGACUUUUUCAAUCGGGCAGGGCGGUGGAGACAAUACCAUUAACUGCACUGCAGAUUUUAAGCCAGUCUCCGAAUACGAUGUAGUCCUGUAUUUCCCAGAUGUCGCCUUUGACCAAUAUGGAAACCAAGGAAGAUGGACCCUGAUCUACAACCAAGGAUUCGAGGUCAGAAUCAACAAGAAGAGGUUCUUCGCCUUCUCCAAAUACACUCAAGAUGGGAAGAAAGUGACCAGCUACUGCUCCCAGACCUUCCCUGGAUGGGUGCACGAUGACGACGAACGAAACUGGGCCUGCUAUUCCGGGCAGAAGAAGGGAGACGAGAUGCCGAAGCAGCAUCAACUCCACAGAUCCGAGUUUUUUAAUAAUUGGAAAUACAAGAGCAAUGCCGAAUUUAUCCAAAGAAUCAACAAGCAUCAAAAGUCUUGGACAGCUACAGUGUAUCCGGAAUACUCUGGCAUGAUGCUUUCAGACAUGACAAGACGCUCUGGUGGUCGAAGAUCUGCCGAUGCUUUCCCAAAAACAGCAAGAGUUCUACCAGAAACACAGAAAGUGGCCGACAGAUUACCAAAGAAUUUCGAUUGGAGAGACGUAAACGGACAGAACUUUGUAUCACCGGUCCGAAAUCAGAAAACCUGCGGUAGUUGCUAUGCCUUUGGAUCCAUGGCUCUCCAUGAAGCUCGGUUGAGGAUUGCUACCAAUAACACCGUCCAGAAGGUCUUCUCGACGCAGGAUAUUGUCAGCUGUUCGGAAUACUCUCAAGGCUGCGAUGGCGGUUUCCCUUACCUUAUUGCUGGCAAAUACGGACAGGAUUUCGGAUUAAUCGAAGACUCCUGUUUCACGUACAAGGCAAAGGACGUUAAAUGUAUCACUACGACCUGUCCAAGAUAUUACACCAGGGACUAUUAUUAUGUCGGAGGGUUUUAUGGCGGUUGUAAUGAGGCUUUGAUGAGGAUUGAGGUAGCGAAGUACGGACCAGUUGCAGUUAGUUUCCAAGUCUACCCUGACUUUCAACAUUAUAAGAGUGGAAUAUACCACCACACGGAGCUGUUGGACCGGUUUAACCCGUGGGAGAUCACCAACCACGUGGUGCUGAUUGUGGGGUACGGUCAGGAUGCGGACUCUGGUGAAAAAUACUGGAUUGUGAAGAACAGCUGGGGGGAGACAUGGGGUGAGGAGGGAUUCUUCCGUAUUAGCCGGGGAAAUGACGAGUGCAGCAUUGAAAGCAUGGUCGUUGGAACCCUUCCAAUCUUAUAAACUUGGUUUUCUGUACUACAGAAAAUAAUAAUGCACGUACGAGAUGAUCCAAAUGCAAACUUGAUCAGUCCACUUCAUUUUUAGGUGGUUUAAGUAGUAAUAGAUGUAAUAGACAAUAUAUGCUUGGCUUGUAUAGUAUAUACCAUUAAUACCCUGGAAUAAAGUGGACUGAUCUGGUUUAGAUUUAGGACUAUAGUGAGAAAUACUUGUGCACGUACGAAGGCCAUAUUAAAAGGCAAACUUGAUCAGUCCAUUAUAUUUUUAGGUAGUUUGAAUAGUAAUGAACACAAUGUGUCUGGCUUGUAUAGUAUAUAUACCAGUUAUGCCACCCAAAAAAUAAAAUGGACUCGUCAAGCCUACGUUGGAAAGUUCCUCGUACGUGCACACAUUACUUUAAGCGACUAUUCAUUGCUCUAUUGCUAUAAUCGAUACGGCUUUCUUUGUAAAUAAAUUGUUCAUGGUUCUAUGCAAUGUAAAUGCGUUAUCUAUGCUUCUAUGCAAUGUAAAUAUAAUUUGAUUUGUAAAUAAAUUGGUCCAUGCUUCUAUGCAUCAUAU
This is a messenger RNA of Lottia gigantea (owl limpet), 2005 nucleotides long. RefSeq lists its product as hypothetical. The transcript is spliced from 7 exons. Gene Ontology annotation, molecular function: cysteine-type endopeptidase activity. Lineage: Eukaryota; Metazoa; Mollusca; Gastropoda; Lottiidae. The record is from RefSeq and is a predicted model, not a curated record. Gene Ontology annotation, cellular component: lysosome. The coding region runs from base 95 to 1450 and encodes 451 amino acids.